Messenger RNA from Schistocerca piceifrons (Central American locust), 774 nucleotides. RefSeq names its product THAP domain-containing protein 2-like. The record is from RefSeq and is a predicted model, not a curated record. Bases 1 to 774 code for a protein of 257 amino acids. NCBI's taxonomy places the organism in Eukaryota, Metazoa, Arthropoda, Insecta, Orthoptera, Acrididae. The transcript has 3 exons.
AUGAAGCGAGAAAACUGGUUUUCUACUACAGCCAGUUACCUCUGUUCAGCUCAUUUUGAAGAGAAAUAUAUGUACCACACAAAUGUCCAGAGGCGCCUUUUGUCAAAACCAGUACCUACUAUCUUUAACUUUCCAUCACAUUUACAAAAGCAAGAUAAAGUAUUACGACCACAACACAGAAAGCGAUCUUUCGACAAUUUGCAAGAUAGUGCUAUUACAGUGACAUCAUUAGCACAAAUGCCUGUCGGACCCACAUCUGUUUCUGCUGACCACAAUUACUGUCUACCAAGCCCUAAGAAGUUGAAAACACAAUAUAACAGAGUACAAACAGAGAAUGUGCGACUAAAGAAGCGGAUAAAGCAAAUGAAGCAAAUUAGUGUACGACACAAAAGAAGAAUAGUGCAGUUACAGACUGUUGCCGGUUUGAGAAGAAGGCUAUGUAGUUCAGUUUCUGAUAUGUUAAACAGUGAACAUGUAGUUGGUUUGUUGAAGGAGCUAUUGGAACUUCAGUGCAGUGCUAAAGCUGCCAAGGUAGGACUUCAAUUGUCACUAGAAAAGACAAAAUUCCUCACCAACAUCAAUGAUACUCCCAGUGUUCUACAGUUGGAACAAGGUCAAAUUGAGAAAGUUGACAGAUUCAAGCAUCUAGGAGAAUGGUUGGAACAUGAACUAUCAGAAGGAACAGCACUAACAACUCUGAUUAAUAAGUUACAAUUAGCAUAUCGAUCAACCAAUAUAAUAAGAAAUGCCCAUCUUACAAUAACUCAGACCUGA